AGCAAAUAUUAGCAGAAGACCUUCACCUCGCUUAGCGCUCAAAACAAAGUUUUCUCGAGUGAUUAUUGGGCACCAAUUAUGUUAAAUAUAAUCUUAUCUAAAGCGAAACGGUGAAAAUUAAAUAAAUAUGUCAACUGCAAGUUCACAUGCUUAUAGCAAUCUCAGUCUAACAUCAAAUCCCCUUGCAACAAUGAUAAAACCCGACAUCAUAUCAAUGACAUCUGGCAGUCAAGUGAUAAAUGUUUCUGGUGGUGGCGGAGGCGGUGAUCUGACGUCGUCAUCAUCUACCACAUCAUUAAAUCGUGCAAAUCCCCCUUCGAAUUCAUUAAACGUCAGCAGUCAUACAUUGGAUAAAGUAAAGGUUGCCAAAGUUACAUUGGAAUAUUAUUACGAUAAUUUGAUUGUUCAAUAUCGAGAACGUCAAAAUAGGUAUAAAAUUCUGGAAUCAAUGAUGGAAAGUGAAGGCUUAAGCGAAGAACAAAAACAAAUCAAGCGUACACAGCAUGCAUUGAAAGAAAGUGAAUUCCUUCGAUUGAAACGGGCGCGACUGACAGUUGACGAUUUUCUACCUCUAAAAAUAAUUGGAAAAGGCGCUUUUGGUGAAGUGAGGUUAGUCCAGAAACAAGAUAAUGGCUACAUCUAUGCGAUGAAGAUUUUACAUAAAGCAGAUAUGCUACAGAAAGAUCAAGUAGCUCAUGUACGCGCUGAACGUGAUAUUCUAGUCAAAGCAGAUAAUCCUUGGGUUGUGAAAAUGUUUUAUUCAUUUCAAGAUUCAGUGAAUUUGUAUUUAGUUAUGGAAUUUCUUCCUGGGGGUGAUAUGAUGACAUUGUUAAUGAAACGUGAUACACUGACAGAGCCUCAAACACAAUUCUAUAUAGCAGAAACUGUUCUAGCUAUUGAUUCAAUUCAUAAAAUGGGUUUCAUUCAUCGCGAUAUUAAACCGGAUAAUUUACUACUCGAUGCAAAAGGUCAUAUUAAACUUAGCGAUUUCGGUUUGUGUACAGGCUUGAAAAAGGCACAUCGAACGGAUUUCUACAAAGAUUUAUCUCAAGCAAAACCAAGUGAUUUUUCAUCUGGUCGCGCGGACUCUCGAAGAAGAGCUGAAGGCUGGAAUAAGAAACGACGCAGAUUAGCGUACUCCACAGUUGGAACACCAGAUUACAUUGCACCUGAAGUGUUUCAGCAUAAAGGUUAUACAAAUUCGUGUGAUUGGUGGUCACUUGGUGUGAUUAUGUUUGAAAUGCUCAUAGGUUAUCCUCCGUUCUGUUCAGCUACACCACAAGAGACAUAUAAGAAAAUUAUGAAUUGGAAAGAAGCCUUAUUCUUUCCGCAUGAAAUGCCUAUCAGUGGAAAUGCUAAAAAUCUUAUACAGUCAUUGUGCUGUGGAGCAGAGACACGUCUAUCUAGCAUUGAAGAUAUACGUAAACAUCCAUUUUUGAAUGGAGUUGACUGGGAGCAUAUACGUGAAAGACCAGCUGCAAUACCUGUGAAUAUACGUUCAAUUGAUGAUACAAGCAAUUUUGAUGAAUUUCCUAAUGCUGAUUUAAGUUGGCCCAAUGUUACCGAUCCAAUGAAAAGUUAUCAGAAAAAUCUGGCCUUUAUUAAUUAUACAUAUAAAGCAUUUGAUGGCUGGACAAACAAUGAUCGGAUAUUAGAUCGUCAAUUAUAUCAGCAACAACAGUUCCAACGUCAUCAGGCUGCUCUCUCGUCAAGAAGUAUGCUGUCUGAUACAACCAAAUCAAAGAAACAUCCUCCAACUGGUGGUGGUGGAUCUAGUUCCUAAUUAUAUAUAACAACUGAAUUUGCCUGUUGCCAAAGUGUUUAAUCUACUCACCCUUUACCCUUUGUACUUACUUAACCCCGGCCGCCCUGUCCUCCUCCUCCUACAUCUAUUUUUGUGAAGAAAUUUUGUUCUGCAUAAUGUAAGUUGCUGUUUGUGUUCGCCCACUCCCUCUGCCGAAAAUUCGCAAUACCUUUUGUCUUUCCUGUGAACUAACUACUUACUAUCUGCCACUUUUUCGGUUGUAGUUGUUUAUUGAUUGUUUCUCGAUUCUGGUUGCUCAUCCAUUUAUUUAUUUAUUUAUUAUUACAGUUUCCUUUCGAUUUAUCAUUCUCCUUCAUUUAUGAAUUCAAUGAGAGUCUGUAAGGCAAGUUAUAUUCGGUUGUUGUCAGUCAACGUUAAAGCCACUGUGAUGGCUUUCGUUCGACUUUUUUUCUCUCUCGCGUUGGUUUGUCCUUUUUUCUCUCUCCCUUUCUGUCUUUUCUCUGUAUCUCCUUAGAUGAUGUUUGUCUCUGGUUUCAAAGGCCGUGUGUAUCACAUUUUGGUCGCAUUACAUUCCUACUGUAUUUUUUUGUGUGUGUAUCUGAAUUGCAUUCCUCUGAGAACAUAGUACGUUACGUUCCAUGUGCUUAAUCAAUAUAAGAAAAAAAAAGCAAUAUUACACUACACCACCCUUCUUCUCCUCUUUAGACUUUUGUGCCUUACCCCAGUAUGUCUAUAGGUUUUUUCUCCCUUCUUUUUCUCUGCAUUUUUUCUCCUUUCUCUAAGCCUUAUUAACUUGUCAUAUUUUAAGUGUAUUGCUUUUGCUGUUUGAUGUUGCUGAAUUGUCUCCUCGCUAAAUUUAAGCUAAGUGAUUAAAUGUGUGAAUGUGAGCUGAGUGUGUUUCGUCAUACUUGUGAUUUGUUGUAUGCCAUCCUCAAAAUGAACGAUGACGAUGGCAGUGGUGAUUCGUCUUAAUUGGUCUUCUACUUUCCUUCUUCUUAUAGUCUGCCUCUUUGUUGUCCUCAUUGUCUCCGCCUUGUUCAGGCGUGUUCGUCUCUCUCUCUUUCUGUGUUUGUGAGUGUAUGUAUGCCUGUGGUGCGUUCCGUCUUCUCUUAGUCUAGUCCAUUCUGUUCCUCCUCUGUUCUGUAUCUGAGAUACUCUCUCUUUCACACACACACCCACAAAUUCAAUCAUAUUCAUAUCAGUCAAAGGUGGUUAAUCAUCGUAUUUGCGAUGCUGUUUCCAUUAUGACAGUAUUACGCAUCUCUCUUUGUGUGUGUAUUGUGUUUAUGCGUGUGAGUGUGGCUCGCGCGUGUAUAUCAUCUUCCCCAAUCAGACAGGAUAUGUAUGUGAAAACAAAACUGAUUCCUCUUUUGUGUCUAGUUGGAAAGAGAUCCUUUUACAAAUAAAUAAAAAAAAGAACUUUGAACUGUACUGUACUGUAUUCAUUAUUCUUCACCGUAUGUAUUCAAUGGCCCUGAUGAAUUCACUCACAUAUCAUCAAAAAAGCAGUGUAUCUUUUAGAUAUUUCGCGAUAUUCACGAUAAUCCCUCUCUAUCGUUUUUUUUUGUGAAUAGACUUGCUGCGUGCUUUUGUGAAUAUAUAUUGCAUAUUUCACAGUGAUGUGGAUCUACACACUGAAUGAAGGAGUGAAUAUAAAUAGUGUGUAUGCGCAGAUGUGUAUUUUAGUAUAACUUAUUUAUUUAUUUAUUUAUUGAUAUAUGAGGACAAUAAAAGUUUUCAGUGCUGGUAACUCCUUGAAAUUAGUGUAUGCUGUGCACUUUCUUUCUACUAUUUCAUUUCACUACAGAGAUUUUGAAUUCCUUUCUCAUUCUAUUAUCAUGUGAGAACAUAUUUUUGUCUACUAUUUCUAGUAUUACUCUCUCCCCUCUCCCUCCGUCCAGUAGUAUUACUACAGACUGUUGACACUAAAUUGAACUGAUAUAAUAAAAUUGCCUCUACGAUUUCAUUUUCAUACGGGUGUUAUGUUCGAUGAAUGUAAAAUAUAGAGUUAGCUAUGAUGCACAAAAACACACCCCCAUUAUAUUAUAAAGGAACUUUGGUGUCAACUCCACCAACACAAUCACACUUAUUAUAGACAAGUGCUCAGAUUGAAAUACGUCUAUAGUUGUAUAUGUUUCAUUUUGGUGUGUUGACUGGGUGGGUGUUGAGAUGACGAAGAAGG
Molecule: messenger RNA, 3947 nt
Organism: Trichobilharzia szidati
Lineage: Eukaryota; Metazoa; Platyhelminthes; Trematoda; Strigeidida; Schistosomatidae
Source: the annotation of a GenBank genome assembly